ACCUCCAGGCAACGGACUACAAAUAGCGCAUUCAGUCGUGACCGCUUCUCAUUUUUUGGUAUUUAAAAAACAAAACUGCAUUUAUAUGGCGUGUUUCCAGCCCAGAAAGUAAUCCACGAACCGAAUCUGAUUAAAUCCGACAGCUGAAUUUGAACACAACACCAGGAGUGUUCGCCUUUUUUACUUCUAUCCUUUUUGUCCUUGCGGUGCACCCGUAGGAGCGCGCCGGCCCCGGGACAAACAGGACAAAGGAUGGACACACACGAUGAGCCGUACACACCGGUGCGGUGUCACUGGUUCUACAAGCAGAUAGCGGACGGCAAAGACUCUUGGAAACCAUUCAGUAGCGAAGAUUCGCAGAAGCUGGAAGAGGCUCACACACACGGUGCUGACGAUGAGGUGGUGGUGGCCACGGAGGGCAGGCGCUAUGAUGUGAGAUUGAAGGAGCGACGCCGUCAUGCCAUUUAUUGGGAUCAGGCCCCAUCUGAAGUGCGAAGAUGCUCCUGGUUUCACAAAGGCAACAAGGAGGUGUUCUACACACCCUACACCGAGGAGAUGAGCGAGCUGCUGGAGGACUCCUACAUGAUCUCGAUGUCCCUCAACGAAUGGAAAAGAAACUUGUAUCUGCCUACAGGGGAAACAGUAAUUCUUCACAAUCCUAAGCUGAUGACUCAGCACCAAUCUUUUUCAUUUGACUGUCCACCGUCUCCAAGCGAACGAACUCAACCCAGGACACUAAAGAGAGGAGUGGAGAAUAUUCCAGUGGAAAUCCCACAGGGAGAACCAGACAUUGUGGAUCACCUGGUGUUCAUGGUUCAUGGUAUUGGGCCAGCAUGUGAUCUACGUUUAAGAGGAAUCGUGCAGUGUGUCAACGAGUUCCGCAGCGCUGCUCAUACCCUCAUCAAAAGUCAUUUCUGCACCAGUGAUGAAAACAAGGCUGUGGGUCGAGUCGAGUUUCUGCCUGUUAACUGGCACAGAGUUCUGCAUGGAGAAAGCACGGGGGUUGACAGAGAUAUGGAGCGAAUCACUUUGCCCAGCAUCAGCGGCCUGCGCCAGUUCGCCAACGACACAGUGUUGGACCUGUUCUUCUACAACAGUGCCACCUACUGUCAGACCAUUUUGGACACAGUAGCCUCAGAGAUUAACCACCUAUACUACAUCUUUCUCCAAAGAAACCCACAAUUCACUGGAGCCGUGUCAGUGGCAGGACACAGUCUGGGUUCAUUAAUCCUAUUUGACCUGCUGACUAAUCAGAAGACAGCAGCAGAGAGCAACAAUGCAGCACAGGAUGGAAAGUAUGAGGAGCAGUAUGAAGCCCUGCGCUCUUUGUCAGUCUCAGACUGCAGUUCCUGUGAGAGCCUAGAAGAGGUGCUAAAGAGCAUCGGCCUGAAGGAACAUCUCAAAAUCCUACAGAGGGAACAAAUGGACAUGGAGUCUCUGAUGCUGUGCUCUGAGAGAGACCUGAGAGAUCUGGGAAUCCCUCUCGGACCUUGCAAAAAGAUUUUGAACUGUGUGAAUAAAUGGAAGCACAGAUCUGUGGCCCACAUCGGAAAACAUUCCUCUCGUACAGAAGAGAAAGAUUCUUCUGUACGUCUCAUUCAAGAGAGUCGGCCGAAAACCAGCGCCGUUGACUAUCAGCACUUCGAUGUGGGGAUUGGCCAGGUUUCUAUUAAUUACCCUCAGCUCAGCUUCCAUCCCCAGGCCUUCUUUGCCUUCGGCUCUCCUAUUGGCAUGUUCCUGACUGUCCGUGGCCUUAAGAGGAUCGAUCCAAACUACAGCUUCCCCACCUGCAGCAGCUUCUACAAUGUCUUCCAUCCUUUGGACCCGGUAGCAUACAGGAUCGAGCCCAUGAUUUUGCCUCCAGACGUAGAGGUAGCACCCAUGCUGAUGCAGCAUCACAAGGGCAGGAAGAGGAUGCACCUGGAGCUGAAGGAAGGUCUGACGCGUGUCGGCUCAGACCUGCUGGGGUCUUUGAGGACAGUGUGGCAAACUUUCUCCCAAUUUCCUGUUCCGGCACUGGCUGAGGGAAAUGACAUGCCUACAGCAGUGAGCACCGCAGAGGAAAUGGAAACCUCACCACUGGAACAGGAUGAGAAAAAAAUUAUCCAGGUGGGGAAGCUGAACGGUGGCCGGCGCAUCGAUUAUGUCCUUCAAGAGAAACCGAUCGAAAGCUUUAAUGAGUAUCUGUUUGCCAUUCAGAGUCACCUGUGCUACUGGGAGUCUGAGGACACAGCUUUGCUGGUUCUCAAUGAGAUUUAUGGGAAUGAUAAUUGUAAAUCUCCUCAGCAGUAGAGAACCAGAACCGGGCUGCCUGAGCUAAGCAAAACUCGUUCUCCAUGGUCAGGUUUACAUAUGUCAUCGAUUAAAGGUGCAGUUUGUAAUUACACAGACCCAUUAUAAUAAUAGUAACUACAUUCUAAAAAUGCCUGUGAUUUGUAAUAUGGCUAUGCACAAGCUAGUUUCUUCAGUAGAUAGAUGUUUCAUAUUUUUCUGGCCCAGAAUUGGAUCCACCCCCAUGCCAUUACUCAAGUUUAUGUGCUUUAAUCUCAGUUAGCCUUGCACAUGACAAACUGCACCUUUAAAAUAGCAAUACACAACUUUCAGUCCUCAAGGACCCGGUGCUUUAUGGUUUCCAUACUACAUGUAUGUACGAGGUACCAUGUACCAUACUACCUGUACCAGGUGACAAUAAACGCACAAAUGAUUUAGUGAUUUAGAAGCAUACAGGACUGCAUUUACAUAUAAAGGCAAAGUUUAAUUACAUGUUGGUUGCCUCAGAUUUGUGCCAUGUUCACAGCAAGGCCAGUAGUAUGCUAAUAGUUUUAUUAGCAUAUAUAAUAAUAAAUAAUAGUUUCACGUCCCCAAAAUGUUGUCCAGGGUAGAGAGGGAGAGGAGUGCAAAUGAUGAGAUAUGGAAACUAGUAAAAUGGAGAGGAAGUGGAUUUGAUAUGCCUUCAUUGGAACUGGUCCUUCCUUGUUUUCAAGUUAUGGAAACACGGUUGUUAGGCAACUGAAAAUCAUAGCCAGAGACCUUAAGCUCACUAAUGACUAGCUAACUUAAACAAUUUCAAUUGACUCCUCUGUAAUAGACAUAUAUUAGAAUAAUUUGUAAUCACUGGAAUUGUUAGUUAACUGUAUAAAUGUUUACGCUAUUCCUUGAUUAAAACAUUUUUCUGUGAAA
Messenger RNA from Silurus meridionalis, 3180 nucleotides. It is a transcript of the gene ddhd2, whose product is annotated as DDHD domain containing 2. The transcript is spliced from 17 exons. Gene Ontology annotation, molecular function: triacylglycerol lipase activity; metal ion binding; protein binding. The record is from RefSeq and is a predicted model, not a curated record. Lineage: Eukaryota; Metazoa; Chordata; Actinopteri; Siluriformes; Siluridae. Bases 253 to 2292 code for a protein of 679 amino acids. Gene Ontology annotation, cellular component: COPII-coated ER to Golgi transport vesicle.